Molecule: messenger RNA, 2147 nt
Organism: Phyllostomus discolor (pale spear-nosed bat)
Lineage: Eukaryota; Metazoa; Chordata; Mammalia; Chiroptera; Phyllostomidae
Gene: VMA12
Product: transmembrane protein 199
Exons: 6
Coding region: 43-669 (208 amino acids)
Biological process (GO): vacuolar proton-transporting V-type ATPase complex assembly
Cellular component (GO): endomembrane system
Source: RefSeq, a predicted model, not a curated record
GGAAGUCCCCUCGGAGUCACCUGACCGUACAGUGGGCUAGAAAUGGCGUCUUAUUUAGUCGCGGGAGAGCGGCUGGUGCGUGCUGUGGCCCCAGGUGGGGAGCUGGAGCGAGAGCAGUUGCCCCGGAAGCUGCGAGCAGAUCUUGAGGCCGCUUUGGAGAAGAAGCACAAGGGCGGUGAUCGCCCCAGUGGUCCCGCACACCUGGUUUCCUUCCGCCUGAUUCGGGAUCUGCACCAGUACCUGAGAGAAAGGGAUUCCAAACUGUACCUUCACGCGCUCUUAGAAGGCAGUGAAAUCUAUCUCCCAGAGGUGGUGAAGCCUCCUAGGAACCCAGAGCUAGUUGCCCGUCUGGAGAAAAUUAAGAUACAGUUGGCCAAUGAGGAAUAUAAGCAGAUCACCCGCAAUGUAACCUGUCAGGAUUUAAGACAUGGUGGGAUUCUGAGUGACCUGGGCAAGGAAGUGAGGUCAGUGAAGGCUCUGGUCAUCACCAUCUUCAACUUCAUUGUCACGGUGGCAGCUGCCUUCGUCUGCACUUACCUUGGAAGCCAGUAUGUCUUCACAGAAAUGGCCUCGCGGGUACUGGCUGCAUUGAUCGUUGCCUCUGUGGUGGGCCUGGCCGAGCUGUACGUCAUGGUGCGGGUGAUGGAAGGCGAGUUGGGAGAGAUAUAACUGGUACUUCAUCAUCAAAGUCUGGAGACGGUUUGGAGGGGCUCCAGGCUCCCAGCUGGCCAUCACUGAGUCUUGGUGAACCCAUCAGGUUCCUUGCACUUGACUCUGGAUAGUCAGGGUCAACCACAGGCUACCUACUGUUUCUGUGGGGAGCCCCAUUAUCUGUCAAUUGCCAGAGGGGGGCAGUAGAGGAGACUCAGCCAACAACUGCAAAGAACUGGUCUGUCAGUACCUCCUCCUGGUCUCCCCUCUCCAGUCCAUUCGGGGCACUGCUGGCACUGGGGUUUUCCAUCCAGAGUAAAUAGAACACAGGCCUUCCCAGCAGCAGAUCAUACUGCCUGAAGUUGCCCACGUGCACAAAUCAGUCAUCAUCCUUGCUCCACACGUCCUUGAUGCUGACCUACAACUUAGCUCUGAAACUUCCAAGAAAACAAAAAGGAUUUCCUUUCUCCAGGUUAUGCUGGAAGAAGUACUGAUCAGAGGACACCAAAUAAAAGAAAGAUGGGUACAGGAUGGUGGGAUUGGAAGUAAGGCAGCUACCUUUUUGCAAUCUUAGUUUCUAUCUUCAUCCUCUUCCUUCCGCUUGCCUUUUUCAGGUUUUCUAUGUGCUUCUACCUGUCUCUACCAUCCACCAGCCCUCCCUAAACUUCCCACCUUGUUUCCUUUGCUCUGCCUCCCAAAAUGAAAACAAUCUUGGCCCUAGCUGAUGUGGUUCAGUGGAUUGAGUGCCAGCCUGUAAACCAAAGGGUCACCAGUUCAAUUCCCAGUCAGGGCACAUUCCUGGGUUGCAGGCCAGGUCCCUGGUUACGGGUGUGUUAGAGGCAUGCAACCAAUUGAUAUUUCUCUCCUCCCGCCUCCCUUUUUCUCUCCCUUCCCCCUUCUCUAAAAAUAAAUAAAAUCUCUAAGAAAAAAACAAUUUAGAUGGCAAAACAGUGUAUCUGCUUGUAAUUGCAAAAUCCCUUGUAUUUGUAUUUGUAGGGAGAGUGCACCUACUGUGGAUUGUCUCAACUAGUAAAGGGAGGGACAGGGACAAUUUUCAGACUAACUGUAUGUAUGAAUAUGAAUAAACAUGCACAUGAAUAUGUAUACAUUUUUAUACAUGAGCCUAACUAUAGGAUGUUUAAUAUGGGUUCAUAAACAUGUUUGGGUAAGUUUGAAAAACAAUAUGUAAAUGCUCACAGUUGAGUCAUUGUUUUGUGUGGUUGCUUUUGGUCUUUCCAACAACCCUAGGGUUUGGAAAAGGAAGCGUCUUUGACCCCUUUUCCAGAAGACAGAACUGAGGCAGAGAGAGAGAUCAAAUAGCCCGCUGUGGUCCUCCCUCUGUUAAAUGGAGCCAAAGACUCCUGGGUGGUCCUGAAGUCUCUGUGUGAUGUUAAAUUUCUAGAACUUAGAUUGGUGGUGUGAUGACAGAAUCUGCAUAAGGCACUUAGAAAACCAUGUCAGCAUCAGUUAUUUAUCCAAUAAAUAUUUGUUGUAUU